AUGGGAGGAUCGGACGCAAUUGAGCUUUUCAACCUGCAAGACCAAACGCAGCUUGUUUCCCCCUGCCUGACCGUUCAUGGAACAUGCAAAAAUGCGACCGGCGCUCGUAUGAUACAGGUUUUACAUCCUCAAUUACCUCGAUUGUCAUAUCCAUUGAAUGAAUCAGGCUUCAAAGCUACUAUUAUCCUCACUCCAGGUGAGAAUAGGCUCACAUUUGCUACCGAUACCAACAAGUCAAAGACGGUGACUUGCUACUAUACGCCUUUAUUACAAGACCCACCUAUUCAUCUAUGUUUGCUUGUGGCUAAGGACUCUCCUCUGGAGUUCGACUCUCCAAAGGUGCAAAGGGAUAAGGAAGGUGGAAAUGGCCUGGAUCUGGCUGUGAAGAAAUUGAGAGUAGGCGCUAGGCUGAUGCAAGCGUACACCAAUGAGCAAAUGAUGCGUGCUGGAUUUGGAAACCGUACGUUUAGGUUUCUGGAAGAAUUUACCUGGGACACUACAUUUCAGCAGAGAUCAGAGAUGAGAAAUACUGUGAAAAUUCACAUUCUUCGAUCAGAUAAGUCAACCAAAGAGAUCCGGGAUGCAAACUUAGCUCAACAAAAUCCUAAUGCAUCUGAUGCUGGUGGAUUGUUUGGCGUUGCCAUGGAUGCGCUUCAAAAAUAUGGAGGACCCUUUGCUGACAGGGUGAAACCUGUUCAGGCGGCGGUCAUGUUUCUAGAUACUCAUUGGGAUGGUAAUCUAAUAACUGCUCAUGCGGCUUUAGGUGGAGGGACUGAUGAGGUUAAGCUGGCAAUAUUUGGUUCACAUGCACUGUUUGCUUGGCCACCGCAUCUUGAACAGUUAGUUGAAUAUUUCACUGAUGAGACGAGAACCUCCAAAAAAGAAGUGGCGAAUGAUUGUGAUGAAUGUGGCACUCACUGGGAAGCGUUCACACUUACGCUGGGUGCUUUUUUGCAUGAGAUCGGCCAUUCAUUGGGAUGUCCACACGAAGAAAGCGGAGUUAUGCUGAGAGAUUAUACUACACUCAACAGAUCUUUUGUGACUAGAGAGGCUUUCUCAAUCAGGACGAACUCGUAUGGGGCCAAAUCUCCAAUCUAUCCAAAGGAGGAAUGUACGUGGCAUCGUCUCGACUUGGUGAGGUUCCUAUACCAUCCAUCAUUUACUCUUCCUCAAGACUAUUUGGAUCCAUCAUUUUUAAGGCCGGGGGAAAUUGACAAAUUCACUGAACCAAAACCUUCCAUAUAUGCACUGGGUGAUGACCUAUGCCGAAUUACAUCAAGAACAGGUGUUUACUUGAUCGAAAUAGUCUGUGGAGAUUUGACCAAAGCCUAUAUCGAAUAUCUGCCCGUAUCUCUGGGAGGCCCUGGUCCUCAACAUGACCUAACAUUGUCUUUGAGCGAGUUACGCUCUUUAAUACCCCCAAAUGAGAUGCCUGAACAUGGUAACAGUUUUGGUUUGAAGUUACUUUCAGUCAAUGCCCCUGGACUCGAGAUUGGUAAGUUCCCAGAUUUCUUAAAGGUAACAUUCAUUCCAAUGGACCAAUAUGGGUUCCCUCGCGGGGUUCAAGGUGUUAAAUCACAAUUACUUGGGAAUCCCAGUGGUGGUCAAGAUGUUGGAAUUGUUCCCAUUGAUAUAAGACGAGUGACCGCUGUUAGAAUUUAUCACGGUGGUGCUCUUGAUGGGAUGAGAUUUUAUUUCAGCUCUCAAACAGAAAGUGCAAACCCACCGGUCCCACCAAGAAACUACUUGGGCAAGCUUGUCAAAAGUUUUAAAGCUACAAGCAUCGACAAUACAAGUGGUAAAAAUGUCUUGUUUGGUUACGAAACAGGUAGUUACACCGAUGCAGUCCUGGAAGAGGGUGAAUACAUUACGGGAUUCAACGUCAGGUGCGGUGGCUGGAUCGAUGCUCUGCAGAUUGUUACGAACGAAGGCCGAGUAACAAAGAUGCUUGGGAAUGAAGGCGGAGGGGGUCUGAUUGAAUUGAGACCUCCUGAAGGCCAGUAUAUUCUUGGACUAUACGGUAACGUCGGGCAAUGGGUUGAUGCCAUGGGUAUAAUCUAUGGUAGGUUGUGA
Torulaspora delbrueckii is the source of this 2073-nucleotide messenger RNA. RefSeq names its product putative metalloendopeptidase. The coding region runs from base 1 to 2073 and encodes 690 amino acids. The record is from RefSeq and is a predicted model, not a curated record. Lineage: Eukaryota; Fungi; Ascomycota; Saccharomycetes; Saccharomycetales; Saccharomycetaceae. The transcript has a single exon. Gene Ontology annotation, cellular component: cytoplasm.